Solanum dulcamara is the source of this 1533-nucleotide messenger RNA. RefSeq names its product probable protein phosphatase 2C 14. The record is from RefSeq and is a predicted model, not a curated record. NCBI's taxonomy places the organism in Eukaryota, Viridiplantae, Streptophyta, Magnoliopsida, Solanales, Solanaceae. The coding region runs from base 71 to 1306 and encodes 411 amino acids. Gene Ontology annotation, molecular function: protein serine/threonine phosphatase activity; cation binding. The transcript has 5 exons. Gene Ontology annotation, biological process: protein dephosphorylation.
GGCCGUUGGAGACACCUGAUUUACUGUGGUAGUGUCAACUCUUCUCUUCCCUCCAUCACAUCUCACAAUAAUGAAGGAAAACAAUAACAUAGACACUACUCAUCAAUCUUCAACUUCUCUUUUCUGUUCGCUGAAACGGAAAAGACCACCCAUGAUUGAGAUCCCCACCACCACUGUCUUAUCUGAGAUUCCAGAGCCCCUUUACAAGAAUAUUGGUACUGAGUACUUCCUUGGUCAUGGGGUCGCCCUUUUCUGCCGCAAAGGCAAGAAAACAUUAAUGGAGGAUACCCACAACAUCAUUUCUACUUCAUAUCCCAAAAGGGGUUUCUUUGGGGUAUAUGAUGGACACGGGGGAAGAAAGGCUGCAGAAUAUGUGGCAGAGAAUUUGCAUUCUUAUCUAUUUGAAAUGCUUGAUAAUGGUUCCACCAUGACAAGACAAAAAGCUAUUGAGGCUGCUUAUAUCAAAACUGAUCACCACUUCUUGAAACAGGGUUUAGGCAGUGGUGCUUGCUGUGUGACGGCAUUAAUUGAAGGAAAGGAGAUUAUAAUUUCAAAUUUGGGAGACUGUAGAGCUGUUCUAUGUAGAAAUGGAGUUGCUGAAGCCCUCACAAGAGAACAUAGAGCUGAAAGGGAGGAUGAGAGGAAAAGAAUAGAGGAUAAGGGAGGGUAUGUGGAACUUCACAAAGGAGCUUGGAGAGUACAUGGUGUUCUCUCUGUCUCUAGAAGCAUUGGAGAUGCUCAUUUAAAGGAUUGGGUACCAGCUGAACCUGACACCAAGACACUCACUUUGACUCCAGAUAUGGAAUACCUUGUUUUAGCUUCUGAUGGUCUUUGGGAUCAGGUGGGCAAUCAGGAAGCCAUCGAUCUCCUAAUGCAGUCAUGUCUGAGGGAAAAGAGAAUGCAACUUCCAGUGGCUACUUCAAAUGAAAAGGAAGGCAAAUUUGAUUGUGUAAGUAAAAGUCCUUCACCAAAGUUACGACGAGUUUCCCUAAUCAAGUCAAAUAGAGGGAGGAGUCGUUCUCCAUGCUUUAAGAAAACUGUCAGCAACUGGAUGACAAAUGAAGGUGAAUUUGCCAAUGAAAAUGAAGGUCCUCCGGCAAAGACUAGGCAAGUUUCAACGGUGAACCAAACAAAGAUGAAUAUGAAAAUUUAUUGCCCAAAUCAAGAAAAGAGUGGUUUGAACCAUAAGCAACAUUCCAAUGCUCUUGUGUCUGCUUGCAGAGACCUUGGAAACCUUGCUGUGUCAAGGGGUAGUUCGGAUGAUAUCACUGUAAUGAUAAUCGAUCUGACUCAUUUCAAUUCCUAGUUUGGUAUAGUUCAGUCAUCCUUAGGAAGUUUCAGUUGCAUAUAUAUUAUACCUUAAAGAUUAUCCUGACAGUUUCUAUUGACUGUGAUCCAGGCUAGGUGCCGCAUAGAAAGAAAAUGAUAAUUCCUGUAGUCUUUGAAAUAAUCAUGUAUGAAAUAGAAUCAAUAAUAUGAUUCGUCUAUGAUUUGAGUUACUGCAGUGCUGCAGAGUCUCCGAAAAUUAAAGUU